GGGCGUCCGCUUGGCCCUCGUCGCUGUCCAUCGUCGCCGCCGUCGACGUCGACGACGAAGCUUCCCUCGGCGUUCUCACCAUGUCCCAAUUCACUGUCCCCGUGGAAACUGCCGCGCGCCCGAACAUGCGCAGGAAGUCUUCGGCGCAAAACCUCCUCUCGUCGUUCAAGCCGACGACAUCGUCACAACCCGCACCACCGAGUACGGCCACGCCGGUCGUAUCGACAUCCAUAGGCGCCGCGUCAAUGAACAGCGUAUACCCCUCAGUCGCCACACCGACAGCAGGCGCGAGCUCGCGAGAAUGGGACGCGCAGUCACUUCACUCCGACCCAUCUGCGUCUGGUCAUGGUGGCGUUACCAGUCCCGCGCUGGGACAGGGCGCGUCCGUGGAUUACCUGCGAGAUGUGAUACAGAAACGGAUCAUCACCCUCACCUACCUGCGAAGCGUGUUCGAAGGCAAGAGUCACUGGUUUCAUACGAUAAUGAUCUCCCGCGCCGACCUCGAGCGCGAGUUCAACAACAGCGAGAUGCGCAAGCGCACGUCACGCUUCACCAUCCUCGGCAUGUCCCUCGCCAACCUCCUCGACGUACACCAGCCCCCUGACCUGCUGCGCGGCCUGCUCAAUACAUUGGCAGAGUACGAGCAGGGGAAGGAAGAUUCGGAGAAGUCCAAGAUGGUACGUGCCCCGGACUUGCUCACGCGCUCUACCACAAUUGCCCGACAGCGCCAACCGAAGCGCCUUUUCAGGCCCGGGAAGAAGCGCGUCGCAGGGGGAGGCAUCGGUGAAUACACCGUAUCCUACGCCGACACCGCUGCAGACGCGACCUAUGUGGUCACACCGCACGUCCCCUUCCAACUCGACUACCUCCAGGUUCUCAUCACCCUCAUCGACAUCAUAUCCGAGAUCUACAGCAAGCUUUCCAAGACACUUUCCCCCUCGCCCUUCCCUCAUGCUGGUGGCCAGCAGAUGCUGGGUCCGUUAGGCUUACUGUCUCCGCACCCUGGCGUUUCCUACCUCUUCCCGGAGGGCAGCGGUACCGAUGACUCCGGUAGCCUGUACAACAUCGCGCAUGCUGGCGUCAGCGCGGGAUAUACCCUUGGUAGUCCACCACCGACAACCGGCGCACAAGGCCUUGCAGACUCCGUAAGCAAGAUCGAUGGCAAGCUGAAGAAGAUAAUAUCAACACUGUUGAAAGAGCUUGACCAAGUCGCGCGUAGUGGCAUCAAGGACGAGCUUGCAUCCCUUGAUCCCCUCUUGCGGAAUACGAUGUCCUUUGACGGUCGCACUAUACAUGAGUACGAUUAGACUUGUGUGCCAGCAAUUCGCUCGGCUUUUAUAUGCACGCACGCUGCUAUUCGAGAUCACCAUUUGGUUGUGGGUAAUAGCCCUCGGACCGCUUGCAGGUCUCCUACCAUAUCUUGAACCUGCCCCGCGCGCUCUGGCUCGACUACGCGCUUGGGUAUCUUCUACUGCACGGAGCCAAGGAUCUUGGAGGACUGCGAAAAUGUACACUACCCAUCGUUGGUUUCUGUCUCGUCGCGUACUCUGGGGACAUUCUUGAGGAUUUACUGUACCACCACCCUUAUAUCUUUGUUCUUCUGUAAUGGCCAUGUUCUGCCUGCCAU
This is a messenger RNA of Schizophyllum commune H4-8, 1627 nucleotides long. RefSeq lists its product as uncharacterized. NCBI's taxonomy places the organism in Eukaryota, Fungi, Basidiomycota, Agaricomycetes, Agaricales, Schizophyllaceae. The transcript is spliced from 6 exons. The record is from RefSeq and is a predicted model, not a curated record. Bases 81 to 1307 code for a protein of 408 amino acids.